AGGCGAAACGAUCUUGAGCGACGUCCAACGCCUGUGAUGGGUCAAGACUACAGCGUGUGCUGCGGUCAUGAUUUUCCCUCCCUGCACCUUUCAGCGCCGCUUCCCAUACACGCAGCUGUAGAAAGGCAAAAUCACGCAGAGCUGAGACAGAUUCUUAACCAUGAGGCGAUGGAUGUCAACAUCAACCAGCAAGACCACAACGGGAACGCGCCAUUACACCUGGCGGCGCUCCUCGGCGACAUGAAGUCUUGCUCGUACUUGCUGCAGUAUGGCGCAAAGGUCUUGAUUCGAAAUCGCGAUGGGCACAGCCCGAGCCAGCUGGCGUUCCAGCAGAAGCACAUGCAGUGCUUCAACUACCUCAAACGUGCUGAGACCAUCUUGCACGCGGGUAAGAGCUCCUCCUUCACCACCGUCAACGCCGUGCCCCGCGACCACAUCACGUACAAGCAACUUGAGAAGCGCGAGGUGCACGGAAACGGGGCAGAGCCGGAGGCUAAUCCUCAACAUGGUCUUGGGGAGGCUGAAGGGGGAGGGGGAGGGGGAGGAGGGGUGUGUGGAGAGGUUUCUAUCUCUCUCAAGCAACAUCUCAACUAUGCGACGAACCCACCUGAGGCUGAGGCCAAGGCUCCUCUGAUAGCCUCGAUUGCCCGGGACAACUCGACCGUUGGGCAAGCAUCAAGAGCUGCUGGCAGAGAAAGAGAUCCCCGCGCCAUCUCCCCGGAUCCUGAUCCUCAGUUCGAGAUUUUCAGAGCAUAUCAUGUUCAUGCAGAUUGAAGCGUUCGGAUAGGAAGAGGACAUCUUUGAAGUUUUAAUUGUUGAUAAGCCUCCUAGAAGUUGUAAACAUAUGAAUCUUGC
Guillardia theta CCMP2712 is the source of this 855-nucleotide messenger RNA. RefSeq lists its product as hypothetical. Gene Ontology annotation, molecular function: protein binding. Lineage: Eukaryota; Cryptophyceae; Pyrenomonadales; Geminigeraceae. The coding region runs from base 37 to 774 and encodes 245 amino acids. The record is from RefSeq and is a predicted model, not a curated record. The transcript has 2 exons.